Messenger RNA from Phascolarctos cinereus (koala), 4376 nucleotides. RefSeq names its product sterol O-acyltransferase 1 (gene SOAT1). Lineage: Eukaryota; Metazoa; Chordata; Mammalia; Diprotodontia; Phascolarctidae. Gene Ontology annotation, cellular component: endoplasmic reticulum membrane. Gene Ontology annotation, molecular function: fatty-acyl-CoA binding; cholesterol O-acyltransferase activity; cholesterol binding. Gene Ontology annotation, biological process: cholesterol metabolic process; cholesterol homeostasis; cholesterol efflux. The record is from RefSeq and is a predicted model, not a curated record.
GGGGGGGAGGGGGGCGGGAAGAACCAGGAGUAGCCCGGGCAGCUUUAUCUCCUUGGUCCCGGGGCCAGCAGCGCCAGAGUGGACCGGGGCUUCGGCGGGCUUCAGGGGGGCCCAACGGCUGAGUGCGCCGCCGUCACCCAGUUACCCAACAUGAUGGUAGGUGAAGAGAAAUCUUCUAUGAGAAAUCGCUGGCUCACAUCCAAAGAAAAAGAUGAAAAAAAGAGAAGUGUCCAUAGAGAAGAGACCCUACAGACACUGCAAGAGACUCUGCAGAAGCCAGAAAAUGGUCAAUUUGACCCUGAACAGCAUAUGGCACGGAAGAUAUUGUUAACAGCAGAGGCAGAGCAGUUGAAGCCAUUUUUUAUGAAGGAAGUAGGUAAUCAUUUUGAUGAAUUUGUGACCAAUCUUAUUGAUAAAUCAACCUCACUGGAUACCUCUGGGUCUGCGACAUCCUUUGCUAUUCUCAACAGAGGGAAGAGUAACCACAGAGCUAAGGAUCUGAGAAAUCGUCCAGAAGGAAAGCUUUUUGUUGUAAGAAGGUCUAUGUUGGAUGAGCUAUUUGAGGUAGACCACAUUCGAACAAUAUAUCAUAUGUUUAUUGCCCUCCUCAUCCUCUUCAUUCUCAGCACAGUUGUAGUGGACUACAUUGAUGAAGGAAGGCUUGUCCUAGAAUUCAGUCUCUUCACUUACGCUUUUGGCAAAUUUUCAGUUGUAAUUUGCACUUGGUGGUCCAUGUUCCUGGCCACACUGAUCAUUCCUUAUUUACUAUUUGAGCGCUGGGCCAAAGGAUAUACCACGAGUUCCCGUCCAGUUGUCCAUUCUUUCUUGUAUGGGAUGCUUUUCAUGCUUUUCCAGGUUGUAGGCUUGGGAUGUGGAGCAACUUAUGUAGUAUUGGCCUAUACUUUACCACCAGCUUCCCGAUUCGUUGUCAUAUUUGAACAGGUUCGUUUCAUUAUGAAAGCUCAUUCAUUUAUUCGGGAGAAUGUUCCUCGGGUAUUGGAUGCUGCUAAGGAAAAAUCAUGCCCUGUUCCGAUACCUCAAGUCAGCCAGUACUUAUACUUUUUGUUUGCUCCUACUCUCAUCUAUAGAGACAGCUAUCCCAGGAAUCCCACAAUCAGAUGGAGUUAUGUAGCUACUCAGUUUGCACAGGUUUUCGGUUGCAUGUUUUAUGCAUAUUACAUCUUUGAAAGACUCUGUGCUCCCUUGUUUCGGAAUAUCAAACAAGAGCCAUUUAGUGUUCGGGUUUUGGUCCUGUGCAUCUUCAACUCCAUUUUGCCGGGUGUGCUGAUGUUAUUUCUUUCCUUUUUUGCCGUAUUGCACUGUUGGCUUAAUGCCUUCGCGGAGAUGUUACGCUUUGGGGACAGGAUGUUCUAUAAAGAUUGGUGGAACUCAACAUCAUAUGCCAACUAUUAUAGAACCUGGAAUGUAGUAGUUCAUGACUGGCUCUAUUACUAUGCUUACAAAGACUUCCUCUGGUUUUUCAGCAGGAGGUUCAAAACGGCCGCCAUGGUAUCUGUCUUUGCAGUGUCUGCUGUAGUGCACGAGUACGCCCUGGCCCUGUGCUUGAGCUUUUUCUACCCAGUUCUCUUUGUACUCUUCAUGUUCUUUGGAAUGAUUUUCAAUUUCAUUGCCAAUGACAGUCGGAAAAGGCCGAUUUGGAAUGUCUUGAUGUGGACGUCUCUCUUCUUGGGACAGGGAAUCCUACUGUGCUUAUACUCUCAUGAGUGGUAUGCCCGUCAGCAAUGUCCUUUAAAAAAUCCAACGUUUCUCGAUUAUGUAAGACCACGCUCCUGGACGUGUCACUAUGUAUUUUAAACACUUGGACAUAAGCUUUCUUUCUUGAUUGAAUAUGUGUGCCACCUGAUUCUGGAAAAGCAGCUGCUGUAAAAAAAAAAAAAAGAAAGAUACGCUGUAUCAAGUAAAAUCGGAUUUCUCUAAGUGACCCCGUCCAUUUAUAGGUGACAAAGCCAGUUCCAUGCCAGUCAUCUUAAUGCCAAGGUAAUGAGUCAAGUCUAGUGGAAUGCUGUUAAAGAGGAAUUUUUUUUUCCUCUUUGGGGAUAAUCUCUAAGGUACAGACAGAUUGUGGCUGAGUCAGAUCUAUCCAAAGCUUAGCAGUUGUGUCCAUCCGUUAUUUAUCUUUCUGUACUCGUUUGUUGAACGCUGUGUAUGUUUUCUUAGGUACUGACAUAGCCAAAACACAUGUAAAGAAUUAAUGCUUUGAAUAUCUGUUGUUAGCAACUUAUUUCUAUGCAUAUUGUCAUUAUGUGUAUUGAUUAAAAAUGUAUUUGAAAAGGAGAGUAACAUAUUUAAAGAGCAUAUGUCAUUGAUUUUUACAAAGAUGAUUCUUAAACUUUUUUGUGUGUUAUUAUAAAAUACGCUUAAGAAUCCACUCAGUUGAGUCAAAAAAAAAAUUCUGCAUUCAAGCUGCCAUUUCACAUUUUUCUGUUCUCUAACAUUGGCUAUGUGAUUUAUGUGACACAGAAGAAAGCUUUUCUAUUAGAAAUCCUAUAUAGGUUCACAUUCCCAAAAUUUGCAUUUAUUCCUGAGCAAGGCCUAGAAGUAGGAAGAGACAAUAGAGGGUUUGGUUUUGUUCUGGUUUGCUUUUCCUAUAACCCUCCUAAGCCAUUUGUUUCUUUUUUGCGGGGAUGAACAAGUAUUGGAAUUAUUUAUUAUGGAGCUCAUUACAUAAUAGCAAGGGCAUAGAUUUUUAGAACAACUUAGUCUGAAGACUUUGUUACUAGCAUUAGUAAGAAGGUAGCAGGCGAAUCUCUCUAAGUUGCAGAGCAGUUGCUGGUCUGGAAGCUUCCUACAUCCCAACCAAUGAAAUCGCUUGUAGACUAAAAAAAGACUUCAGUGAAUCAACAAGGAUUUAUUGAGUACUUACUCCAUGAUUGGCAUGUGUUAAGCUUUGGGGAGACAAAGGCAUUGCAAGAAACAGUCCCUGCCCACAAGGAGCUUACUGUUACUAUUAUCUAGUGAUUUAGGGUAUUUGGAAACGAAAACACACACUUUUAUAGUACAAGGAGUGCCACAGUAAUUAAAGUAACUCGGAUUUCUCCACUGGGGAUAGUAUUGUUGCUCGUAGUUUCCACUAUUAAUAAAAGUAUAUUUUAUAACCUGUUUUCUCUUCUGUGACAUGCUUCCUAUAUUCUUAUAUGAUAUUCAGAUACUACCUUAAUAUUUUUUGAUAUCUGGGACAAAUCAGCAUUGUCUUCCUUUGUGCAUUUUCAGACCUCCUAUGUUAUGAUGGGAGAGUUAGCAGUAUAACCACUAAAUUACAGUAAUGGGGAUAUAUAUCAUGGGAACAUAUGUGGGGCAGAUUGAAGACUGAGUGAAGCUUGUUCUGUCGAGUUUUGGGUUAGUCUAAGAGACCAUCAAAGCUUUUAUUACAGGGAAUAUUAGGCAGCAGGAUUAUGCUUGGUAACUAGCGUUAACUUGAGGCAUUUUCUGUGUAUGUUUUACUAGAUCUCUUAGCUUUGUGAAGGGGACAAAGAAACAGCAUUUUCUGUAUGAAUAGGAAGUUAAUUCCUGAAACAGCAGUGUCUAAAAGCAGCCUGUUCUCUGUGGUAUCUGUACCUGGGUGCUUUUCCUCCUUUCCAAGUUAAGUUGUGGUUCACAUGAUUCAGAAUCAGCUGCCAAAGCUAGAAUGAGGGCCUGUAGCCUACUUACUUCCUUUUUCCAAAAGCAUCUUUCGUAAUUUCUGUGUCUUGCUCAUUCCUUUUUGCAUUGACUGAACAUUUAUUUGCCUUUGUGCUUUUAGUAGAACUUCACGGUCUCAGUUUUUGUGUUUUUCCACUCCCACUUGAGCUGGCCCCCAAGUUCUCAGCCAAGGACUCACUCACCUUUUACCUGAGCAGCUGCUGUGUGUUGAUCUUGCUGACAUUGCCUUUUGUUUAUCUGAAGUGGCAGGUGUGUGUUUUCAUUCCGUCUUGUUUUAAAUACAUUUGUAACGUGGGAACAUUGCCCCCCACCAGUGUUGACAUUUUAGCAGUAGAUACAGUGUGGAGUUGAAACUCAGUGAGCAGCUGUGCCAAGGAACAGGCUGGUUGUCCCCCAGUGAGAAGCCUGCUGCCUGAGCCAUAGCGGCAGCUUCCCUUGUCUGGGCCAUUCACCCAUUGUACAUUAUCCACAAUGUUAUUCCAAGGAAAACUGAUGGUAUACUUCAAAGGUGAAGUUAUUUUUACAUAUUUAUCAGACUUCUGAUCCUUUGUCGUCUGAUUUUUCUGAGUGCCUCCCUUGAAUCCUCCUUUGUUCAUUGGUACUACAAUUUGUUUUUUAAACAGACAAGAUGCCUUUUUUAAACUUUGAAAUACAUGAGAAAUGGAGAAAUACCACUCACAUGAAGAAUACAAUAAAUAAAUAUAUUUGGAAAAAUA